AUAUUUAUUAUAAUAACUCACAAAAAGUUAAGGAUAUUGAAUUAUUGUUGACAGAACGACUUGAAAAGAGAUUAGGUGAUUUUAAAGAUGACAAAAAAGCAUUUGAAUUUUAUUCGCAUCUUUAUAUAAAUAUUCCAAAAUACAAAAGCUUUGAAAAUGAAGCUUUAAGAUAUGAUAGAAGAUAA
Molecule: messenger RNA, 185 nt
Organism: Dentiscutata heterogama
Lineage: Eukaryota; Fungi; Glomeromycota; Glomeromycetes; Diversisporales; Gigasporaceae
Source: the annotation of a GenBank genome assembly